AUGGUGCCAGUAAAGUCUGUCUGUCUCCUCAUCCAUGCACAGGAGCCUGAGGCUGAAGAGGACGAGGAAGACGAGGAGGAGGAUGGCCUCGGGCGCCACAGGAGCGCUGCGCGGAAGAGGGGCAAGGCCGCGGCCUUCAUCGAUGAUGUGGCGGAUGAAGACGACGAAGAGGAUGAGGAAGCCUCCAGGCAACAGAAGAGGAGUCGCUUCAUUGAUGACAUUGCCGAGGUGGAUGACGACGACGAGGACGACGAGCUGGAGGAGGAGGGCCUGGAUGACCUCAUCGACGACGCGGGUGAACACGUGCACGACGCCGCUGACAUGAUUGCCAUGCGCCGCCAGAUGCGCGAGGCGGAGAUGCAGGCGGCCAAGGACGAGGAGAUGAAUCCGGAGGAGCUGCAGGCCUACCUGAAGGACCGGUACGGCGGCCAGUCACACUACCCCGGCACUGGCGGGGCGGGGACGGAGGACUUUGGCGCGGUGGCGCAGCAGGCCCUGCUGCCCAAGCCUUCGGAUCCCAAGCUCUGGGUGGUGCGGUGUGCAGAGGGCGCGGAGCGCGAGGUCGUUGUGUGCCUCCUGCAAAAGUGCUAUGACCUGGCGCAAAAGGGGCGCUCCCUGCUCAUCAAGUCUGCCUUCUGCCAGGACCACCUCAAGGUGGGUGUGGCUGCGGUGCGCAAGCCCGCGCAGCCAGCCAUCAGCCCGCACAUGCAGCGGGGCUACCUGUAUGUGGAGGCGGUGAAGGAGGCGCACGUGGCGGAGGCGGUGCGUGGCAUGCGCGCCGUGUUCAACUCCAAGAAGCCGCGCAUGGUCCCCCUGGGCGAGAUGACGGCGGCGGUGGCGGUGCAGGUGACCGCGGCCCGCGGCGUGGACGUCGGCUCCUGGGUCCGCGCCAAGGCCGGGCUGUACAAGGGCGACCUGGCGCAGGUGGUGGACUUGGACGCCUCGGGCGCGCGCGCCACGCUGCGCCUGGUCCCGCGCCUGGACCUGGCCGCCCUCUCCGCGCGCCGGCCCGAGGACGCGCGUGCCAACUUUGGCCGCGCGCCGCGUGUGCGGCCGGCCGCGAAGGCCUUCAGCCCCGAUGAGGCUCGGCAGUACAAGACGCUGGACGUGCUGACUCAGCGCGACCGCACCACGGGCCAGCUGGUGCAUGUGCUCAACGGCUCCCAGCGCUUCAGCGAGGGAUACCUGAUCAAGAGCGUGGCGGUCAAGGGCCUGGCCCUGGAGGAUGGCCUGCCCCCACUGGACGACCUCCAGCGCUUCCAGGCCGCGGCGCAGGGCGGCGGUGGCGGCGGCGCGGGCGACCGCGCCGGCGCCGCCGACCUCGCCGGCCUCGUGCAGUCGCUGACCACUGAGGGGGAGGGGCAGGGCGGCGCCGCGCCCACCCGCUUUGCCAAGGGCGACCUCGUCCUCGUCGUACAGGGCGACCUGGCGGGCAUCCGGGGCCGCGUAGAGGCCUUUGGCGAGGACGGGCUGCUCAUGGUCGCGCCCACCGACUCCAAGCUCCCCGGCUUCACCGAGCUCAUCGGCCUGCACCCGCGCGAGAUCCAGAAACACUUUGAGUCUGGCAGCCACGUCAAGGUCGAGCACGGUCAGCACAUGGGCGAGACGGGGAUGGUGGUGACGGUGACCGGCCCCAUUGCCACCAUCUUCACCGACGUCUCGCGCCAGGAGAUCCGCGUGUUCGUCAAGGACCUGGUCCAGGCUGUGGCCGUCACCAGCAGCGUCGACACCAUCGGCGGCUACGAGCUGCACGACCUGGUGGCCUUGGACGCGACCACGGUGGGCGUGAUCGUGGGCGUGGAGCGCGACGCCUGCCGCGUGCUGACCAACCAGGGGCGGCCGGAGAAGCCUGACGUGCGUGUGGCGCUCCUCCCCGACCUCAAGCGCAAGCUGAACAACCGCAAGGCGGGGGCCCAGGACGGAGCCCGGAACGAGGUGGCGGUGGGGGACAUCGUGGAGGUGGUGGAUGGCCCGCUGCGAGGAAAGAACGGCACGGUACGCUACGUCGUGCGCGGCUUCCUGUUCCUGCAGAGCCGCCAGAUCCCCGACCACGGCGGCUACGUCUGCGUCCAGGCGCGGCACUGCCGCGUGCGCGGCGGGCGCAAGCCGGCGCUGACCAAGACCCCGGCAUACGACCCCGCCUGGGCAGCCACGCCGGCGCACCCGGGCUUUGCCGCCCCCUCGCCCUACCACCUCCCGGGGUCGCCCGGUCGCGGUCCCACGCCGGGCAUGCGGUACCACAUCGACACCCCGGGGUCGGGGCACCUGGCCCCCACGCCGGGGUCAUACCUGCCCACGCCGGGCAUGGCGCCCAGCCCCUUCUCGCCCGCCCCGGCCCUCACCCCGGGCCUGGCGGCCACGCCCGGGCUGAGCUACGAGGCGGUGCUGCUGCCGGGUGGCGAGGCGCGGGGUGCGGUGCACGAGGUGGAUGCCGCGGGGCUGCUCGCGCGCGUCGCGCCGGGGCGCCAGGGCGACGGCGGCGCCUGGGGUUACGAGGGCGCGGAGGCGAGCGUGGAGGUGCCGGUGAGGGACUUGCAGGCCGUGACCCCGGCGCGGACAGACACCGUCAAGGGCGACGGCGGCGCCUGGGGUUACGAGGGCGCGGAGGCGAGCGUGGAGGUGCCGGUGAGGGACUUGCAGGCCGUGACCCCGGCGCGGACAGACACCGUCAAGCUGCUGCGCGGCGACCUGGCCGGCCGCGUGGGCGAGCUGGUGGGGACAGACGGCGGCGACGGCAUCGUGAAGCUGGGCCCCGAGAUCAAGAUCUGGGAGCUGGCGCAUGUGGGGCGCGUCGUCCUCCCCGCGGCCUGA
This is a messenger RNA of Auxenochlorella protothecoides, 2811 nucleotides long. Its product is annotated as Putative transcription elongation factor SPT5-like protein 1. Lineage: Eukaryota; Viridiplantae; Chlorophyta; Trebouxiophyceae; Chlorellales; Chlorellaceae. The record is from RefSeq and is a predicted model, not a curated record. Gene Ontology annotation, molecular function: mRNA binding; structural constituent of ribosome. Bases 1 to 2811 code for a protein of 936 amino acids. The transcript is spliced from 17 exons. Gene Ontology annotation, cellular component: DSIF complex; ribosome. Gene Ontology annotation, biological process: regulation of transcription by RNA polymerase II; regulation of DNA-templated transcription elongation; transcription elongation by RNA polymerase II.